AUGGAGAACAACUUAGCGGAAGAGUACAUCAAGCUCAUACAAAUGGCAAGGGAGAAGAAAAAGACGAACGAGCAUCUCUAUCCGAUAUACCAGAAAAGCAACACUCUUUUGAAGGAGAUACAGACGCCCCGGGAGCUACGACUAGACGCGUAUUUAGCGAAUGAGAUCGUGGGGGAAGAGGGAAAGCGGAUAUUCCUUCAGUGCAACAACAACAUAACGGUGGGCGCAUACAUUGAGAUGGUAAGCGGGAAUAUGCUGGGACAUGCAAAAAUAUCGAACAGUUUCUUCCGGGGGGCAGCAAUUCCCUCGCAUCUGCCUCUUGUGGGGACACUGAACAAAGUCUCCAGGAAGCCCAAGAAGGCAAAGGUCGAGAAGGAGCAGGAGAAGCCUGAAAAUGCGAAAGAAUCUUCCGAGGAGAUAAAUGCCCCGAAGGAGAUCAAGCGGGUGUACGAGAUACUCCAGGAAAUGGGGGAGAUAGAGGUUUUCCGGCUUGUAAUUGAUGCAAACUCCUUUGGAAAGACGGUGGAAAACAUUUUCACGCUUUCCUUCGCGGUGAAGGUGGGAAGGGCCUUCAUACGGGAGAGAAACGGCACUUUGUACGCGUCCUCCGAGAAGCCUGACGCCGCCCCAGAGUCUCACUGCAUUAUAAGCAUACAGGAGCAAGAUGUAAAACAGAUGAUAGAGAAGAUGAACAUAACAGGAAGUCUAAUGUAG
Nematocida major is the source of this 714-nucleotide messenger RNA. Its product is annotated as non-structural maintenance of chromosomes element 4. Bases 1 to 714 code for a protein of 237 amino acids. The transcript has a single exon. The record is from RefSeq and is a predicted model, not a curated record. Gene Ontology annotation, cellular component: Smc5-Smc6 complex; nucleus. Lineage: Eukaryota; Fungi; Microsporidia. Gene Ontology annotation, biological process: DNA repair.